Messenger RNA from Dendronephthya gigantea, 1755 nucleotides. RefSeq names its product monocarboxylate transporter 2-like. Lineage: Eukaryota; Metazoa; Cnidaria; Anthozoa; Malacalcyonacea; Nephtheidae. The transcript has 5 exons. The coding region runs from base 151 to 1560 and encodes 469 amino acids. Gene Ontology annotation, molecular function: transmembrane transporter activity. The record is from RefSeq and is a predicted model, not a curated record. Gene Ontology annotation, biological process: transmembrane transport.
ACUGUGCUAUGUCCGAACGAUAUAAAAUUUCACCUUGUUUCGACGCCGAACAUUUCUAGUUGACUGGAUCGCCUAUUGAAAAUACUGAAGAGGAACAGUGAUUGCGUUACAUCGGGAAUCCACAUUUUGGCCUUUGCAAGGUGGUACUCGAUGAGAGUAGGGAUAGGCCGUGUGAAAGACAGUCGAGAAUCAUGGAUGUUUCUUGUUCUAACUGGAUGCGUUAUCUUCUAUGUUGGAGGAAUUUUCGACAGUUAUGGUAUUCUCGUUGUGGUAUUCGUAGAAUAUUUCGAUGAGACAAACGCUAAAAUAGGAUGGAUAGGCUCCUUGAUGUACUCCUUGCUAUACCUUUCUUAUCCACUAUCUGUUGCACUUUCCCGUCGUUUAGGAUUUCGAGCAGUGGUUUUUAUGUCCGCUUUAUUGGCCACUAUUGGUUACUUAACCACGCCAUUAGUGCCUUCAGUAAAUUAUCUAUUUUUGUCGCAUUCCAUCCUUCAAGGAGUUGGUUUUGGUUUCGUGGACUGUAUUUCAAUCACAGUUCUCCGUGAAUACUUCGAGCGUUAUGCGGGUUUAGCGACAGGAAUCCGUUUCGCGUGUACUGCUACCGGGUCCAUGGCAUUCAAUUUUCUUAUUCCGAUCAUAAUCGACGAUAUUGGUUGGCAAAAUAUGUUUUACUGUUUUUCAUCAACGGGAGUUGCGCUGCUAUUUCUUGCAUUUUGCUACAGAAAGAAACCGAUAAUUUCGUCAAAUCGUGAAAUUUUAGUCCAAGAUGAGUCCAAAGUCAAGGAUGCCAGCAUCCUGGAUCAUUCGAGAUCAAAACAGCCGUCUUUCCUUCGAGAUCGAGGCUUUCAGUUGAUUGUGAUAGGUUGUACACCAUACUUAUUCGCCGUUGGUGUACCAUUGUUAUUUAUGGCUCAAUACGCAAAAUCGAUAGGUUAUUCACUUUCUCAGGCGAAGUGGCUCGUUGUUGUUCGUCCUUUGGGAUCUCUCGUUGGACGGUUUAUUGCAGGUUUAAUCGGCGAUUUUGCAUCCAGGCGAAAAAAAAUUCCGCAUAUCACAUGUACACUCGUCACCAUAUUUGGUUUGGCAACUGGAUUAUGUUCAUUAACACAGCAUUUAACUUUAAUGAUCUUGUACAUGACUGUCGUUGGGAUUCUUGAGGGAAUGUUCUGGGUAAUACUACCACAAUUGAUGUACGCGCUUACAAAUGGAAUAAAUUCAGACUACGCAUUUGCUCUAAUGAAUGUCGUAAUAGGCGCCGGUUAUUUGGCUGGGCCUUCUUCCAUGGGAAAGGUGUUUGACGUCACCGGAGACUUUCGCAUAGUUCUCUAUAUCGUUUGUGUAUGUGGUCUCGUUGCCGGUGUUAUAAUGGUUUUUGGGAUAUACGUACGCUCGAAGGCUUUAGACAGGAGCGAGAUGCGACCUGGAGAGUAUGAUACAACAACGUCUUUGUCAACUGAAACCCUAAAAUUGAAGUAUACCAAUAUUAGUGGGCGAAUACAGCAAAAACAAUUAUCAGGAAGUAACAAGCAUGCAAUGAUGCAAUACGAAACUACUGUUUGAGAGGUGUUCUUUCAGGGAGUGUUUAUACUGCAUGAUCUUACUUGUUUACUUUCACCGUCGUCUUGUCUACACACGAGACACGACAAAGGUGAAGACGUGGAGAAAUUUCAGUGAACUUGUGAAGUAAACUUGCAAUUUCAAAUAAACUAUACUCUGCAUCAAAUGUGGUAUAACAACUGCCUAAAUUAAUAGACA